UGUCCAUAAGUGAAGACAACAGGAAGGUUAACAUCUUAACCUUUCUGAAGGACUGCUGUGUUGGACGGCUUCAGCCUUCUGGACCUGAUAAACUCGACUGAGUGCAAAGUUCAGACAAGCAGCCUGAUGGAGUUGUCAUUAAAAUGAUCAUAUAAAGACCUGGAGAGCCUUAAAGAAUCGCCUCCAUUUCACCCGGCUUUAAGUGUAGAGAAAAAUCACAGUUUCUUCAUUAAUUCUUUGACAUUUACACGUCUUCCCGUAGAAUGACCCAAACCUGUGAGCACCUCGCUAUCCAGAGUUCAGUUCUAAUUUGCAUUUCAUAAUUAAUCUUAGUCAGCCUUUAAUUAACAUCUGCUUUAUUCCUGCUUUUUAAUUUGUGCUUUAGCCGUGAAAAGCAGUUCAGAUGUUUUCUAGCAGAGCGAUUGUGUUUAGAUGCCAUUGUGUUUUUUCUCUUAAAGCAUCAAGGACACCCUGAAUUUUCCUUCUAUGCAACUUAGAACUCUUGAAUAUGAAAGAUAGUGGAAACAAGACAGAAAAACAAAAUCACCUCCAGCUCUUCAUAUUGAACUUCAAUACCUCCAGAACAAUAAGGACAUAAACAAAUCCCCGAAUUAAGAGGUUUAUGAGAGGAGCGAUGGUAAACCACGGAUGACAGACUUUAACCUCAUUUAUCUGCAGUUCAAAGACUUCAACUGAUCCCAGUGUUUUCCUCAUGAAUCUCUGAAUGUGAUACAAAAAAAAUCUGGCACCACUAAAUUAAUAGUGUUUAUGAUUCAAAAUGGAAAAUAUUUUCAUAAAUUCCACAUUCACAAACACAUAAUUAAAUACAAUACAUACAAAUACAUUCAUUGAAGUCUUUAAAUGUUCAGAAUGCUGAGAAACAAAGACGGAUGAAUGCAGCUGUUCCUGAUUUGUCAGAAAAUGUGCUUUGAAACUGAAGUAAAAAUGUCUACUAAUGCGACCCAGAGCUGACACAGAUGUAAUCUCAGUGUGGUGGAUGUGUUUUAUUUUGGUUUUAUUUCUGCAGGAUUUUGUUUUUAUGUUGAAAAAUGGUUCAUUUAGUGAUGAGCAAUUUCCAUUUAUUCAAAAACUCUUCAAGUGUUUUGUAAACAUUUCCGUGAUGUUUCGACAGUCAUUCUCUCACUCAGUUGGUCAGUCCUGACUGAAGUAGUGAACUUUUAAACAGACCUUCAUGUUCCCCAGAGGAUGCAUCUGGUGCAGCCGUGACUUCUCCUUCAGCACCACAGUGAGUUUUUGUUGAGAAUGAAAUAUUCUGAAAACCCAUAGAUGGUUUAUGUUUGUUAUCAUUUAGUGCACCUGUUCAUAUUCUCCUCUGGAUUAAUCAUAAACAUUUUAUCUGUUAGUGAAAUUCCAUCUUGUGUCAUCAGCAGGUAAGAAAGUUUUAUUUUUACUUUUUGUUAUUUUGAGCUUAAAGGUACGUGUCCACUAGAUCCGUCAAUUUCCCGCAUCCCAUUCACUGUCUAUGUGAAACACACGUGCUGCAUGCUGGUCAAGUUGCGGUGCGUUUCUAGCUGCGAUCCGGUUCAUCUCCCCAUAGCUCAUUUACAUAAAGUAGACUCAACUUUAGUCAAACGUCUAAACUAGCCAUCGGUGAACUAAAACCAGGACAGAUUCAGCGUCAGAUUAUUUCUCGCCUCAGAUGUUUCAGAAAUACUUUUCACUGAACUGUUUUCGUAAUAAAAGAGAAAGUUUGCAACGGAGCCGCCAUGUUGGUCCGGAUUGAAAUCCAUAAGCAGACAGCUCCCGAGUCGAUGCGUUUGUCCAAUCAGGGGCAGGAUAGUUGGAGAAGAAGGAAGCAGGAGUUAAACACUGGCUACUGGCCUAAAGUACACACUCACCAAAACGGGAGAUUUUCAGAUGUGAUGCGUUUACAUGCAGGAAAAAAACACAUCUAGUGGACACGUAGCAUUACAAGUCUGUUUCCCGCUUUUUCCAGUCUAAUGCUAAGCUAGGCUAAACCCUGUCAGCUAGCUUCUUAAAAUGUGUGACUUUUAUAAAGUCUAUUGGCCGAAAUGGGUAAUAUUAUUCAGAAUUAUGUUUUUUUAUUUCUGUAUAAAUACCAGGAAAUUCAGAAUUGUUAUAUCUACAGCGGAGUCGGAGUUCCAUUCUACGGCCCGAUGUAAGUCGAUUUUCACCGUAAGUCAUGAAUACCAACGACUUUCAUGCAUGUAUGAAUCAUUUUACAAGAAGAUAACAGAAUAAGUUGCACUGUUUUUACAACUUGACCACACUAGGGAGCCAUAAUGAAGGACAAAAAGUUAGUGAAUGUAGCACAAUCCAAGGUGGCGUACAACCGGAGAAUGGAAACAAAGCUGUCUGAUAGCACCGUGUGACGACGUAUUCAUCCGCUGCACUCAUUACUAGUUCCACUACUAAUGAUGAAACACCGUACGUCGUAAACCGAGGUAUCCCUGUACAGAGGGAGCAGGUCUUCUUCCAGACUCUACUUUGUUGCACCACCAUGUUUCUACAGAAGCCCAGAAUGGACAAACCAGGCACCAGCUCUAGAAAAGGCCUUUUGCAAUUUACUGCAGCAAUAAUUGCAGUUUCUUUUACAUACUUGGAAAAGUAGGGUGAGGAGCAUAGAGUUGGUUGCACUCUGCACCUCAACCAAUAAAUACCAAAGUCUGCACGCAGGACAUUUAACAUUUACUCCCUUUUUAUGUAAAAAUACUAAAGCCUCAGAAACACCUUGUUUGUUGAACUCUUGCAAUAACAAGAACGUCCUCCUGUAGAUGACAGAGAAGGUAAGAAACUGCUGUUCUGCCACGUGGAUUACAAAGUGAAGCCAUAUAUUCAGGAGGUUAUCCUGCCACCUGUGUAGCCUAGUUUGGUGAAAUAUUUUGGUACCGGACGUAUGAACUACCACAUUAUGUGUAGCUGUAUAUUACACAGAAUGUCUUGAACUCUAUUAUAUUAUCUAUUAUAUUUUCAAGAUACAGCAAGCAACUGAAUAGGCUCCCAGCUAAUUAUUUUUUCCAGCUUUACAGUCCAGUUUCUUCUUAAUCCAUUGCAAAUCUUCUGAAUUUUAAACGUCCUCAAGGCAAAUUCCCAACCAGAGAAAACAACAGAAGGCAGACUUUUGUAAAUUCAUUGCGGUUCACGGAGGUUCUCCUGGAAAUGAAUGGAGUUCUAGUUGAUUCAUUUAGAAACACAGAGAUAUGAAGAAAAUAAGGUAUAAUUUUUUUUUAUCACGUUUUAACAUAUUUGCAAUAUUUCUACCACUCAGCUAAAAUUGCUUUAAAGGAACCUUGCACGUUUUUUUUCUCAAGUUGUUCUGAGACUGUUGUACAAAAUUCUACUAAUGUUUUUAGUGGGAAGUUGUUGGUUUGAGGUUCUUGUUCUCUUGGAACAUGUUUGGACAAGCUUGACAUCAUCCUCUGAAUAUUCCUAACAAAACGUGACAUCUUAGUUAACUUUUAACCUCAUAGGGACACUGUUAGUAAUGAGAAAUAUCCUUUAUGCAUUGUUUGAGCAUUAGAAUGAAAUGUUUUCUUCAAAACAUUGUUAGAACUUGUAGGGUUAGGGUUCAUUGUGCAAUAUUAGAACAGCAAAACAACUGUGUGAGUGAAGAUAUACAAGAAGAAAACUGUUUUAACUAAACUCUAUAUGUUUAAAUAUGCUUCGCUAGCUGCUAAUGUGCCAAAUCUAUCCUCAGUUCCAGGGUUUGAUCAGCAGUUCAUAUGAUCAGGAUUCAUUUCUGGCCUUCAGGUUUAGCAGCUCGUCUCCUCAGAAUGACGCAGAGCCGAUGAUUAAUUCAAAGAGGUCUUCAGUUUAAUCUCUGCAUGUUUGUUUGCUAAAGACAUCUUUAAAUUCCCCUUUUUUAAAACAUUAAGUCCUGCAGGUCUCAAGGAAACAAGCCAACGUCAAGAUCACUCAAUCAUUUUCUCAGUGUCGCCUUAAGCUUAAACAAAUAUUUGUCCGAGUCCUUCCAGCUCUUUCAGACUGACUCACGGCCUUCACGGCUCUAUUGUGUUUCUUUAAGUCACGCAGUCAGAGUCCUUGUACGAUGCUGCUUAUACACGUUCCUGUCUGAAUGCAGCUGCACAUCUAUUGACUGGCAGCCAAGUGUGCUAGUUAUGCAGCCGUGUUUCACAUAACAGGAGCAUGGAGGCAUUUCAGGGCCCUGACACGAAUCUAAGCAGCCAGCGGUAAGUCAGCGAUAAGCCUUAUUGUCUGGAGCUUCAAGUUUUCUAAAGGAGCCCUAGAAGGCAGAGGAUGGCUUGAUUUCAAGGCCCAUCUAUACUCUCAUAUUAUCUGAUCAUACAGAAAUUCUUUCCCUGCUUUAUUUAAUCAUUAAAUGAAAUCCAUCUUUAGGAAGAUGAGCUUGUGAUUGAGGUUGCCCUGCCUGAUGCUGAUACUUUACCUGCUGCCUGACCCUUCUCUACGCUUCAAAGUAAGCAUCGGUUAUUCUUCUGAGAAACACCCACCAAGAGCCAGAAUGCUGCUUGUCCUUGUAGUUUUUUCUUCUCAGCCUGCAGUGGGAGAGAGAAUUGCCUCUGUGCCGUCUGAACCUCAUGCUACCAAUAUCCCCGUCAAGUGUUUGAGAAAGUUCAUUAGAGGAAGAGAAGUGCAGAUACAUUUCAAAAGAGCACAAUGCAGCAUUCGUGGAAACCCUCCACUGAGACUCCAGCCAGGCAGAGAAAUCAUUUGCUUUUGUCACAUUUACUCUUGCAUCUUUAAGAAUAAAAGCAGCAGAACAACCUUGUACACCUGCUGCCGAAUCAGUAAGAGAGUUGUCUACGGGAUCAGAUGAAAGGCGCCGCCGAGCUCCUUGUCAUGGUCCAUUCAGAAGGGAUGUCGGCUAACAAGGAGCACAAAGAGCUACAUCAACUCAUCAGCAGCAAAAACCUUCAAAUUACUUUCCCAGUGAAGAAAUAACAUUGAUACCAUGGAGAUGAGACUUCUGUGAAUCAAUCAACAGCAUGUUAGCAUACCUGCGAUGUCUCUAACAUGCAGGUAGAACGUUUACCAUGUUUACUAUUUUAUUUGAAGUGCUCGGAACAUCGGAGUCACAUCUCUUCUGUUUGCACAUGAUGAGGUUCUCUUGGCUUCAUCAGGCCGUGAACUGUAAUGCUUACUGGGGCGGUUAAUAGCUACAGUAAACUUAGCUACAAACCGCUGUUAAGGUUGGUGUUCACAGUGUUUUUACACGUGAGGCAAUGUUUCCCACCAUCGCAAGCUUGAUGCAUUGUCACUAGAAGGCCACUAGGUGGUGCAACAGCAGACGUCUACCUUCACUUGAAACCAGUCCUGUAGUGGUGUUGGACCAACAUGGCGGCUCCCUCACAAACUUUAUCUGUCAUUAUGAAAAUAGUUCGGCUAAAAGUAUUUUUGAAAACAGCUCUGCAUUUGCUAAUUCUGCCCUCAUUUUAGUUUAACCACUAGUUUAGAGAUUUCACCAAAGUUUUGCAUGCCGACGGACCUCCUCUCGAUGCUCCUCAUUUGCAUAAAAUAGACAAGACCUCAACUUUAUGCAAAUGAGGUGCAGGCAGAAGCAAGCAACACAAUGCCCGGUACCUCAAAACGUAAUUCUACCACAAUGCAAUGUGGGGUGUUUCACAUAGACAAUGAAGGGAAAGCGUUAAAGUGAUGGAUCCUGCGGAGUCAGUAACUCCAAGCCUGAAGUUAUGGUUCUCUGUAGGAAACUGGUGGAUUGCUCCCUCUGGGUUUGGGACAAGUUGAGCCCCAAGUGAGAACUUCUAGUAUCUUGGGAUCUUGUUGGACAGACGGAUUGGUGUUGGUGUUGUAUCUGAUCGUUGUGGUGAAGAUUUGUGAUUUACUAGUCAGUCUACAUUCCAACUCUCACCUGUGGUCAUGAAAUCUAGGGACCAAAAGAAUGAGGUUGUGAAUUACAGGUCCGAAAUGAGUUUUCUCUGUAGGUUUAAACACUAAUGAGCUCUUCACACGUUUUUCAUGAGGCAGGGGCAUAGAAGAGGGAUGAACGUUUCCAAAAAGUUCAUUUAUCGGUGCAAUGUUUCAGGAUUUCCAGUUUUGCACCACGUUGCGCCACUAAAUAUAUCUUUGCAAGUAAGGCAGUGUGUGGGAUUCUGUCUGUACUCCAUAGGCAGCUUGGGCUCAGUUUUAGAGAAAAGUUGUGGAAUUGGGACAUACAGAAGGAGCUUGGAGUCGAGUUUCUGCUUCUUUGCAACAAAGCAUCCAUACCUUUGGAGGUUUUUCAGGCAACCGGGAGUCGACCUAGAAGUUGCCGCUGGGAACCAUGAAUGUCAGACAGACGUGGCUAAAAAACAUGUCGCCGUAUGUUUUUGUCAGCAAAUCAUUUAGUUUUUGUUCUGAUUUCCAAACCAAGCGGACUUCAUCAGCACUAAAACAGCAACAUCAAGCCAUAACAAGUUACCGAGCUGUUAGUUACAUCUAAAGGACAGAUUGGGUACGUCCUGGUUUUAAACCAUGUUAAGGAGCCAUGCAUGAGGUCUGGAGUUUAGGCUCAUGGUGGCCUCGACACACUGCGAUUUAACAAUCUUAUAAAUUCACAGCUUGUUACACUGUACCACAUGAAUCUAAUAAUCUUUGGGCAUGACCUGAAGUUUGCUCUGUGCAGAUUGAACGAUGAAAACGCAGCUGAAUCUCAGCCUAUGAUGAGUCGAUGUGAACGCACAAGAAUAAAACAUCAUAAUCAUGCGCGUCCAUCCAUGAAAAAUAAACAACCAGAGCAUAAACGGAGCUCCUAAAAUCACAGGGAAACUAGCCAAACAUGAACAGAGCUCCUACAAUCACAGGGAAACUAGUCAAACAUGAACCGAGCUCCUACAAUCACAGGGAAACUAGUCAAACAUGAACAGAGCCCUACAAUCUCAGGGAAUAACAGCUAAUGUUAGGUUUCUAACCUGGGAGCUGCAAUUCUGCCGCUACAUCCUUCCAUGUUUCGUCCUUUUUGCCUGGUUGUGGUACGAGCUGGAGGACGCGUCAAAAAGGCUUCUGCUGCCACAACUCUACUAGGCUGUCUUCUCUGUUUAAUUCCCACAUACUUGUUUUGAUCCACUUUGUCAUCACAAAUCAUCUCUUUGUGUUAAGCUCCAGUGUGGCUCUGAUCAGUACAUCAUCUCAUCCUGCAUUUCUAUUGGUUAGUUAGUUGUCGUAGGUCCAGCAGCAUCACACUGUGAGACGAUCACCCCAAAUUUCUGACAGUCAGAAUUUUAUGGCAGCUUGUCUUUGGUCACCAUGACAACAGCCAUCCUUGAACCUGUCUCACAAUGCGACGUAGGACCACCGAUUUAGAGCCAAGACCAAAGAUGUCACCAUCAUUCUCUCACCGUUGUUAUCUUUCAUCUGGGACGGCUGAAAAGACAGCGUGUAGAGACCUUCAGAUGGUGAAAAGAGGAAUUGAUCAACCAUUUCCAAUUCAUUAUCGAAUUUUUUUCAGAUGUUUGCAAUUUUGGAAACUUUUGGCAAUCUUUUACACAAGUCUGGUUGUAAGACUGAAACCAUCUUGUAGGGGGUCCAUGAUUACUUUUUGCACCUGGACUCGACCCAGCUUUAUCCAGCCAUGCAUGGGCUGCCUUAUGUCGUGUUUUUUCUAAUAAGUUAACAUAUUUAGGGCAGUAAAAAUGUAUGUUUGAACAUACUUUCUCAAUCUGCUUCUUAUAAGUUCCACAUGAGAACAAGAUUUUAUGAGUUUGGGAGUAUUUGGACCAACAUCAGUUACAAUGUGGGCAGAUUAGCUGAAUGUAAUGUUUUCUCUUAACUUUAACUUUCAUUGUUGAUGAUUUAGUCCUGAAUAUUUCAUCCUCAGAUAUGAAGCCAAAUAUUCCUCACCAGAUUUCUACCUACUUUAAGCUCACAAAACUGCCUUAAAGACGCCAGAAUGUCCAAAUAACGAUGCUGUGGUAACUUUUAAAUCUGACAUGAUAACUUUCUUGUCCACACUCGGUCAGAUGUGUUGAUUUAACCAAACUGCAGCCCUCAGGGAGCCUCUCUGCUGCUGAGUGGUGUCAGCUCAGCUUGCUACCACAACCGCUUUGUGUGACAUGUAAAUUGCAGCAUCAGAUGAUCCAUGGCUGACCUAUAGUGAUAAUAUGUCUGGAAUGAAUAUAUGGACGCUCCGUGAUCUCAUCUGGCGGCCUCUCCUCGGGAUAUUGACCGCGCUUUGUUUGGAGAUGCGUCUUCAUUUGUGGCUCUUCAGGACCUUCAUAUUCCCAAAUUCCCAGCGAGCUGCGGCUCCGCUUUGUGUCGGCCGAUGACCUUUUUCCACCGCAGUCCGACUUGAUUAGCACAUCAGGCGGGACAAUGAGUGGCCGCCCUGUACACAGCCAUUACCCACAUCCCUUUAUCAAUGUCCUGUAAUUAAAAUGUCACCGUUUCAUUUUCGAGCCAUCGCUUUCCUCUCGGCGGAAUCUUUCCUCCAAUAAAAAAAAGUGCAAUCGAAAUGCUCUUUUCACUGGAAACAAAAAAAAAAGGAUACAGAGAAAGCGUUUAAGUGAGCCGAGCAGAGGGGAUCAAUAGGCCCUUUAGUCCGAGAGGAGGAUUGAUUGGUCUCUAAAAUGGGAUUUAUAGGGGUCAUGGUUUUAUAGGAUGCUGAUACACCUGUUAAUUAUAAAACAUUUGGCCUCAAUCGCUGCUGUUAUUAAAGCCGUCCUGAUUGAGGUGGGCUUGAUUUAUCUUCUUUGCGCCAAGUGACAAAAUUCAAGUGUUGUGGGAUUAAGAUCAAACUGGAAAAUAUGAUCACGUUUCAAAUUCACAAAAGCAGAUCAAUGACACGCACACACACACACACACACGCGCACACACACACACACACACACAGUCAGCUACAGUUAAAGGUGUGAUUGUUGCAUUUUAAAGCCUCAUAUUCUGCCUUUAGUUUGGAUAAAAGCCCUCAGAUACACGAUGUUUCCCUUCAGCCACGUGUUUGCAGUCAGACAGCAAGCAGGUGAUGUGACUGUCGGUUAGAUUUGAACUUGAUCUCCACCUCCUGAUCAGGCAAUCAAUCAAUAAAUAACUAGAUCAAGUGAGUGCAAAGGAAGUAUAGCCGUCCUAGAUUCUUCCUUAAAGCACCUGAACGCGUCACCGUCUCGUUUUUUUUUUGUUUGUUUUUUUUUUAUUAAAACGCAGCAGAAUUAUUUGCAGAAAAUGUAAAGAAAAGCGACUUUAUCUGUUUGAAACUUUUACUUUCAAAGUUCUGAACACAAGGCAGAGAUAUAAAGCACUGAUUAAACACUAAUCCACAAAAAACAUGGUAAACUGUUAAAUCCGCCUCUCUUUUACACGUCUUAAUGGAUCUGUCCGUUCUUAUUUCCUAUUUAUUAUAAACUUAUUUCUGUUUCUUAAGUCUACUGGAGUUGUCUUUGUUUUGUCCUGUUAAAAUAUUUCUUUUGACUUCAAUCAUCACACAGCGGUGGAAGCAUUCCAUUCAUAACCUUGUGCGUAUUUACGCACAUGGCACAGCAGCGGCACUGAGUGUAAAUAAUGCUCUGUGUUCCUCCACAGAUCCAACAGAUUAGCUGUUCCACACAGAGUCAAGGUUUUAAAGAGUUUCUUUUGUUGGUUUCCAAACGCUGCGACUCUCCAGACCUUGACAGAUCAUCAGCUCAUCCCACGUUUACGCCAUUUGUUGUGGGUGUGAAGACAAAGCAUUUUUAAAAGCUUCCAGGGAUGGAGUCGAUGCCCGGACAGCUUCGAGACGCGGGACGAGACGCCAGCUCCUCCCCGAGUUCAAAGCAGGACGCACAGAGCUUCUCCAGCCCCAGCACCCUCAAACCGAACCAAGUGAGUGAGACCUCCCUGUACGGGGUUCCCAUCGUGUCUCUGGUCAUAGACGGCAGGGAGAGGCUCUGUCUGGCCCAGAUUUCCAACACGCUGCUGAAGAACUACAGCUACAACGAGAUUCACAACCGCCGGGUGGCUCUGGGCAUCACCUGCGUGCAGUGCACCCCCGUCCAGCUGGAGCUCCUGCGGCGGGCCGGGGCCAUGCCCAUCUCCUCCAGGCGCUGCGGCAUGAUCACCAAACGCGAGGCCGAGCGGCUCUGCAAGUCGUUCCUGGGAGCUCACAGCCCCCCGAAGCUGCCGGAAAAUUUCGCCUUUGACGUGUCUCAUGACUGCGCCUGGGGCUCCAGAGGAAGCUUCAUCCCCGCCAGAUACAACAGCUCCAGAGCCAAGUGCAUCAAGUGCAGCUUUUGCAACAUGUAUUUCUCCCCAAAUAAAUUCAUUUUCCACUCUCAUCGCACCCCAGAGUCCAAGUACCUGCAGCCGGACGCGGCCAACUUCAACUCGUGGAGACGCCACUUGAAACUGACGGACAAAAAGCCAUCUGAGGAUAUUAACCACGCGUGGGAGGAUGUAAAGGCCAUGUUCAACGGGGGGAGCAGAAAGAGGACUCUGCCCAUGAGCGGCUCGGGGAUGUCCUCGUCGAUGAAAAGUCAGGCCUCGUCCAGCCUGGCGCCCACCAGCUCCCCAGAGAUCCCCCACAAAACUUUACGCUGCGACGAGGAGCAGAGCAGCAACAACCUGAGCCUGGCGGGCGGAGCGCGGAGCUACCCGGUCAUCCCGGUGCCCAGCAAGAGCUUCGGCAUGCUGCAGAAAAUCCCCCCACCUCUGUUUCCUCACCACCCCUACGGCUUCCCCAGCUACGGCCUGUGUCAGAAAAAAAGCGACGGGGUUCCUGACGCCAACAAAACCAACGUGUCGGGUGUGUUCUGGCCGGGCGCUAAGGACACCCUCUACCCUGCCUUCCCCAUGUUCUGGCCCGCAGCCGGCGGCCUCCCCAUGCCGCCCUACCCGGGCUCUCCACCAAAACCUCCUCCAGAGCUGCCGGGCGUCCGGCAGAGCGAGCUGGACUUAUCGGACCAAAGCGACCGAGGCGCAAACACACCCAAAGACACGAACCACCUCCCGCACCUCCAGCAGGACGCAGAGCGCUGCCCCAGCUCCCAGUCCUCCUCCACCCGCAACGACGAGGACAAGUCUGGAGACGAGACCUCUCAGAGGAAGAUCAGCUACAUCUCGGCCUUCAGACCCGUCGUGAAAGACGCGGAGACCAUCGCCAAACUCUACGGCAACCGGGACAGCUACGGCGUCCGCCCCGGUUACCUGUCCCCGGAUUUUAUCAGCGAGAGCUCCAGCUACAGAUCCAUGUCUCCGGACAGGGACAGCGUGGUGGAGGACGACGACGACCCGGACGUGGAUGUGGAGUCCAACCCGGGACAAGACGAAGACGAGCCGAUCCGGAUCUCACCGGGAGGGGAGCGUCACGACUCCCCCGUGCAGGACCGGGUCUCCUCGGCGGCGGAGGAGAGCCAGGAGCAGCCGGACGCCUCCAGCCCCGGGGCGGCCGCAGCUUCACCGGAGGACUCGGCGCACACCGGGUCAUCAGAUGAGGACAGACAGAUGCGGAACGACUCGCCUCCUCACGAAGUGUACGUUCAUGAAAAGGACGCGCACGUGCUGCUCAACGAGCCUCCGCCGUUUGGAUCCAAACAGUCGAGCAGAUCCAACGGGCUCCAUCAUGUGUCUGAAAUCCAGACGCAGCGCAGCGCCGCGUCCUACCAGGAGCACAAGGACAGACAAGCCGAUGGAGCUUUACGCAUCGACAUCAGCGUGCAUGGAAGAGACCUGGAGAACAUGGCUAAAGAGGAGUUGCAGAAGCAGCUGGUGGAGCAGGUGGAGCUCAGGAAGAAGCUGGAGAGGGAGUUCCAGCAUUUAAAAGGUAGGACAGAAAAUAAUUUUCAGGAUCAAAUGAAGCGUGAGCUGUCCUACAGAGAGGAGAUGGUCCAGCAGCUGCAGAUUGUUCGAGACACUUUGUGCAGCGAGUUGGACCAAGAGAGAAAGGCUCGUUAUGCAAUACAGCAGAAGCUAAAAGAAGCUCACGACGCUCUUCACCAUUUCUCCUGCAAGAUGCUCACACCUCGCCAGUGCACCGGAGCCUGCACCUUCAAACCUCCUCUGCUGCCUCCAUAGUGCCCCGACGGGACCCUGAACGCACCACGACCUCCACCCCUCCACCCAGCACAGCCAAAAAAAAAAAAAAAAAGAAGAAAAAUAAAAAAUAAAGAAAGAGAACCCACACACACAGUUCCACCUGGAGAGCUCUCAUGUGUUCACCUCCCACAGAUACGACUCACAUUUUAGCACUUGACUUGAAGGCGAACACUCGGUUCCUCCUCGAACUCUUGAGCUGAAGAUGUUCUGGAUUGUCGAGGCUCCAGACUGAAGAGUCUCACCGAAUCAAAGCUGUCUGCUACUUUAGCCGAGUUAAAAUAAAAUACGACACUAAAUACAUAUAAAUAUAUAUCAUAUGACGAUGUGCAAUGGCUUGUUUAAUUGUGACACUGAGUUUGACAUUAUUUAGAUUCUGUUGCUUGUUUGAAUACGUUGAGUUUUUACAUACAUUUAUUUAUCUGUAUUUGCUUUAACUUAUUGUUUAGGUUAUUUGUAACACUUGUACAUGUCGUUAAGCACUUUAAAUGGGCAACAUUUCGGAAUAUUUGACCAUGCCGUCCUAUACCAAAAUUCUUUUAUGGCAAACAUCUUUUCUGUUUUCAAUAGAACACAUUUACUCUUCACAAUAAAACUCUUUUCUUUCACCGAGUGCUGUGUGUCAUGCAAACUUGAUGAUGAAGAAAAGCAGCCAUUUCUGUACAGUUUAGACCUUAAAAUGUUCAGUUUCAGGUUUUUUUUUUCUGUCAUCACACGCAAACCGAACCUUUUCCUCUCGUUUUCUUUUGUAAUUUUAGGAGAACAGAACAAAAGGAAGCAAAUCCGAUUUGUUUUUCUCACACAUUUUUCUCCCCUUCCUGUAUGUACCCAUGUCAAUAUUAAUAAAAGGUGAAAGCAG
Messenger RNA from Amphiprion ocellaris (clown anemonefish), 12811 nucleotides. It is a transcript of the gene skor1a, whose product is annotated as SKI family transcriptional corepressor 1a. The transcript has 10 exons. The record is from RefSeq and is a predicted model, not a curated record. Gene Ontology annotation, biological process: negative regulation of BMP signaling pathway; negative regulation of transcription by RNA polymerase II. Bases 9634 to 11934 code for a protein of 766 amino acids. Gene Ontology annotation, molecular function: RNA polymerase II cis-regulatory region sequence-specific DNA binding; SMAD binding; DNA-binding transcription factor activity, RNA polymerase II-specific. Gene Ontology annotation, cellular component: transcription regulator complex; nucleus. NCBI's taxonomy places the organism in Eukaryota, Metazoa, Chordata, Actinopteri, Pomacentridae.